Molecule: messenger RNA, 1080 nt
Organism: Drosophila albomicans
Lineage: Eukaryota; Metazoa; Arthropoda; Insecta; Diptera; Drosophilidae
Exons: 2
Coding region: 80-913 (277 amino acids)
Source: RefSeq, a predicted model, not a curated record
ACUUAUUUGAGCGAACAAAAUCAGCUGUUCUUCAGUCACAACAAGUUGCAUUUAUUAAGAAGAACUAACAAUAUAAACAAUGGCUGGUUUGCAUCAGCUUACUGUGGAUGUAAGCUGUAUAAAAAAUGAGAAUAAGGAGCACGUUGAAGAGAAGGAGCAGUGCGACAGCCACAAAAUGAGUGUUAUAAAAACAGAGCCUGCGGAGGAAACAACAACAGACAAACUGUGGACAGAAAUUGACAUUGGACCCAUAAAACUAGAGGAAAAUUUGUACAAUAUAGAAAAGGAAGUGGAAGUGGAGACUUUUGAUAAGGAAAGUGCAUGCAAAUUGCCUGAGGAGGCAUCUGGAAAGUCCGGUAAAUCUCAAAAUCGACGUGAAAUUGUGCGAAACUUUCAUCAACGCAUUUUGCAACUGGAUAAGCAUCAAAGCCAUCCUUGGAGUUACCAAACAAAAAGCAUUUCGAAUGCCCAGCACAUGCGGGAGCUGCGACAGCGUCUCAUGAACUUGGAGAAGUCAGCAGGCAACUCUUCUAGUGAUUCUAAUGAUUGUGGCACGCCAAGCAGUCAACUGAGACGUGAGCUUGAGCAGCGUCUCAUGGAUGUGGACUCAUUUCAUAGAGCUAAAAAGCUUACUAAUCGUCAAAGAGUUGCUGCCAAGCUGCCUUCAGAAACAGAAGCUGCUCAGCGGAUGCGGAGGCUGCGACAACGUCGUCGAGAUCUUCAGUCUGCUCACAGUAAUUGUAAUAGUCCAACAAUUCCUCUCGAAUUAAGUGCAAAUCGAAUGGAAGAGUUUCGACAGCGUCUCUUGAAGACAACAAUUGUUGCAGCCACGGCUAAAACACAAAAACAAUUACGAAACUUGACACACAAGAAAUCCAUUGGAGAUAAAAAACUUUCAAAGCCUGCCACGUGACAAGAUCAUUAAAAAGAGAUAUUUUAUAUUUUAUGCUUAAGCUUUUAUAGACAUUAUUUUCUUAAUUUCAUUUCUAUAAAUUGUUAAGUUCUGACAGCUUAUGAUUAGAAGCAGAUGUAAUUUUUAAAUUAAUUUAAUCUUAUGUUACCUGAUUUAUUUAUUUGAGA